Messenger RNA from Vicia villosa (hairy vetch), 1434 nucleotides. Its product is annotated as polyphenol oxidase, chloroplastic-like. The transcript has 2 exons. NCBI's taxonomy places the organism in Eukaryota, Viridiplantae, Streptophyta, Magnoliopsida, Fabales, Fabaceae. Gene Ontology annotation, molecular function: catechol oxidase activity. The record is from RefSeq and is a predicted model, not a curated record. The coding region runs from base 1 to 1434 and encodes 477 amino acids.
AUGCAAUCACCAUUUAAGUUCAAAGAAUUUGAAUUCAAAGACUAUGAUGCAUCUUCAAAUUUUCCUCUUAGAGUUAGAAAACCAUGUCAUUUAGUUGAUGAAGAGUUUAUAGCCAAAUUUGAAAAAGGCAUAGCUCUCAUGAAAGCAUUACCUAAAGAUGAUCCACGUAGUUUCUAUCAACAAGCUAAAGUCCAUUGUGCUUAUUGUAAUGGUGCUUAUCAUCAACAAUACCCUUUUGAGAAUCUAAAAAUUGAUAUUCAUAGAUCAUGGUUCUUUUUUCCUUUCCACCGUUGGUACCUUUAUUUUUUUGAGAGAAUCUUAGGUAAUUUAAUUGGUGACCCAAAUUUUGCUCUACCCUUUUGGAGUUGGGAUACUAUAGAUGGCAUGCAAAUCCCACCCUAUUUCACACACAUGAAUUCUUCACUUUAUCAUAAACUAAGAGACAUGAACCACAUUUCACCACAUAUUGUAGAUCUUCAAUUCAUUGGAGAUGAGAAUUUUGUCUCUUCUCAAAAACAAAUUUCUCUCAACAUUGCUGCUAUGUAUAAACAAAUGGUUUUAGCUUCUACUAAAGAAUUAUUCAUGGGAAGUCCUCUUAGACAUGGAGAUGAGUCACAUCCAGGUAUUGGUUCAAUUGAAAAUGCACCUCAUAACACGGUCCACAAAUGGGUUGGUGCUGCUGAUACUCCAAAUCGUGAAGACAUGGGAACAUUCUAUACAGCUGCUAGAGAUCCUAUAUUUUAUCCUCAUCAUUCCAACAUAGAUAGAAUGUGGGUCAUAUGGAAAAAAUUGGGACAAGGAAGAAGAGACUAUAGUGAUGAUGAAGAUUGGUUAGAUUCUAGUUUUUUCUUCUACAAUGAAAAUGCAACUCUUGUUCGAGUUAAGGUAAGAGAUUGUCUUGAUACAAAAAAACUAGGUUAUGUUUAUCAAGAUGUUGAUCUUCCAUGGCUUAAUUUUCAACCUACAUCAAAAAGAAUGAGUAAGGAACAAAGAGAAGCUAAAAGAGCUAAAGUUUUGAGUUCAAAGGAGAGAGAGAAUUUUCCUAUAGUUUUGGAUUCAAUAAAAAGUGUCAUUGUGAAGAGGCCUAGGAAGUUGAGGAGUGAGUUGGAGAAAGAGAAUGAGGAAGAGGUUUUGGUGAUGGAAGGGAUUGAAUUUGAAAGUGAUCAAUAUAUAAAAUUUGAUGUUCAUGUUAAUGAUGAUGAAGAUAAGUUGAGUGAACAUGAUGAAACUGAAUUUGUGGGAAGUUUUGUUAGUUUGGAGAAUGGUCAUAAGAGUAGAAGAAUAAGUACAUGUUUUAAGGUAGGGGUGUCAAAAGUAUUGGAGAAUUUGGAAGGUGAUGAAGAUGAUGAUGUUGUGGUUACUUUGGUGCCUAAGGGAGGUAUAGGUGAGGUUAUUAUAGGGAAUAUCAUGAUUGAGUUUUUACCUAAGGACUAG